AUGGACGUCAAAAAGAAGCACGAGCUUGAGGCAGCCCUCGCGACCGAGGCGCAGGCAAUCUCGUCUGGGCAGCUGAAGGAGGAAAAUCCGCUGGACCUGAGUGAUGACUUUAGGUUGUUCUGCGAAGCAUGUCGGCGGGGUGACUUGAAGGUCUGCCAGGAAAUGAUCUCGCAGGGUGUCAACCUCAACGCGAGAGACAAAUACGAUUACACGCCAUUAAUUCUGGCCAGCUUGUGCGGUCAUUACGAGGUGAUACGGCUGCUCCUCGAGAAUGGUGCGCUCUGUGAGCGAGACACCUUCCAGGGCGAACGAUGCUUGUACAAUGCCCUCAACGACCGAAUACGAAACCUGCUGCUCUCUUACGACUACGCGAAAUCAACAAACCCGCUGCAGCCGCUCGCAGCGCACAUCACCUCGCUCCUGACUCGACCAUCACCCAGGACCGCUGACAUUACCAUCACUGCCUUCGGCCAGACCUUUCACCUGCAUAAAUUCUUGCUGGCUGCUCGAUCGCCCUACUUUGCAAAGAAGCUGACAGCGGCGCCCUCUACAGCGUCAUGGAAACUGCCGGACAAGAUACCCGCAGAGUCGCUGGGAAUGGCGCUGCAAUAUCUAUACUUCCAGGAGGUAUCCAUCCGGCGCGCGCUCUUGGGCCUGGAUGAUGAACAAGAGCUCAUGGUUCUCAACGGGAUUGACAAGAUUGGCAAGCAGCUCGAGAUUGAGAGGCUUUUCGAGGAUAUCACGGAGAUUGACGACCGGAGACGACUACGACAGCGCAGGGCAGACGAACUCUCGCGAGGUCGCGAUCAAAUGCAUGAUUGGUUUCAAAAUAACAUCGUGAAACACAAGAGGGUCGUCAACACGGACAAGGUCGACAACAUCAAGUGGGAUCGCGACAAUUCCAUCUUUGCCGACAUUCUAUUGCGCGCAGACGAUGAUGAAGACGACGCGCCUGAGCUGAGCACUUCCACUCGUGCCACAAGAUCUACAAAUGGACCGCUCAACGGUCUCCCCGUGGGUCCGGUACGGUCGCGAUCUCCCUCGCGGCAACGGAAGCCUAGAAAGUCGACCGUCUAUCCAGCGCACCGUGCAAUGCUGCUACGGUCCGAGUACUUCCUCACAAUGUUCAGCUCAGAGUUCAAGGAGGCGCAGGAGACACCACAUCUUCAAGUCGUCACCGUUGACUGUUCGCCAGCUGUCCUCGAGACGAUUCUCACCUUCAUGUACACCGAACGCGCUGACUUUGGUCUUGAUAUUGCCAUCGACGUGCUUUUUGCCGCAGAUAUGCUUUUCAUUGAAAAGCUGAAGCAGCGCGCUGCCAUCAUCAUAUCUGCGCUAGGUAAUGGGUCUACAUCAGCCGUGGAGUCCGAUAACCCGCGUGGUGCAACUGAUGCUGAUGAGACGGUUGACAUUUACGAAGUCCUCCAGGCUGGGUGGGAAACCAAGGUACAGCGCCUAGAAGAGUUUGCAGCUCGUUAUAUCGCCUACCGACUCGAAUUCUACAUAGAUGAGCCUGAGUUCGCGCAGAUCGUGCAGGAGUCUGCCAGCAGGGUCAAAGCGCGUCAGGAGACAGAUACUGUCGAGUUGGUGGAUGACAUUCGUUAUUAUCUUUCGGAGCGCUUCAGACUUCGAUUUGAGGACAGUGGACUUGAUGAGAUGAUGGAUGAGGAUGCUGCUAUCAAGGCCGCCGAAGCGGACCUUGGGGUUGCCAUGGACGACGUUUCCCUGGAAGAGAAGAAGAAAGAAGAGCAAGCACCUCUACUCGAGCAGCAAAUGGCUGCUGGAGCUAUACGAACUCUCGAUGGCGAUAUUAUCGGCGACGAGUUUCUGCAGGAUGCUCAGAACUAUCAAAUCCUGCUAGGCAAGAUUGACAGUCUACUAGAAAGGCUCAACUUAGACGCUUAG
Molecule: messenger RNA, 1905 nt
Organism: Ascochyta rabiei
Lineage: Eukaryota; Fungi; Ascomycota; Dothideomycetes; Pleosporales; Didymellaceae
Exons: 2
Coding region: 1-1905 (634 amino acids)
Cellular component (GO): ubiquitin ligase complex; cytoplasm
Molecular function (GO): protein binding
Source: RefSeq, a predicted model, not a curated record